CUGCCCUGUACUGCUUCGUCUUGUACUAACAGAGCGAACAAUCAGAAAAGGCCCUUUUCCUAAAAGGACAUAUACUCGUAGAGAGCAUUAGUUUCUGGAUUUGAAGCAGUUAGCAAUGUCCCUGCCAAGUCGACAAACAGCCUUUGUUAACCCACCUCCACCAGAGUAUAUCAACCCUAAGAAAAAUGGGCGACUGACAAAUCAGCUACAGUAUCUGCACAAAGUGGUUCUGAAGGCGUUGUGGAAACAUGGUUUUUCCUGGCCUUUUCAACAGCCUGUGGAUGCUGUGAAACUGAAGUUACCUGAUUAUUAUACCAUUAUUAAAAACCCAAUGGAUUUAAAUACAAUUAAGAAGCGAUUGGAGAAUAAAUAUUAUGUGAAGGCUUCAGAAUGUAUAGAAGACUUCAAUGUAAUGUUCUCAAACUGUUAUUUAUAUAACAAGCCUGGAGAUGAUGUUGUUCUUAUGGCACAAGCUCUGGAGAAGUUGUUUAUGCAGAAAUUAUCUCAGAUGCCACAAGAAGAACAAGUUGUGGGCAAAGAAAAAAUAAAGAAGGGCACUCAAAAGAAUGUAUCCGUUUCUUCUGUUAAAGAAAAACCAUCCCCCAGAGCAACAGAAAUUGUAUUUAAGCAGCAAAAGUUUCCCUCAGCACUUCCUGAGAUGUCCAUAUUUCCCUUGAACUUGGCACAAGGAGCUUUACUCCACUCGAGCUCACAAACUGUGGUCCAGGCCACCAGGGGUGUGAAGAGAAAAGCAGACACAACAACUCCUACCACCUCUGCAGUUACAACAAGUCAUGAAUCUUCUACACCACCUAUGGAAAAGAAACUGGCCAGAACGCCACCAAUAAAAGAAAAUGAGUCGAAAAAUGUUUUGCCAGAUUCUCAGCAACAUUGUAAAGUUGAAAAGAGGAAUAAAAUAACUGAACAACUAAAGCACUGUAAUGAAAUUCUUAAAGAAAUGUUUUCCAAGAAACAUGUUUCGUACGCGUGGCCGUUUUAUAAUCCUGUUGAUGUUGACGCUUUGGGACUACAUAACUACUAUGACAUUGUCAAAAAUCCAAUGGAUCUUGGAACUAUUAAGAAGAAAAUGGACAACCAAGAAUAUAAGGAUGCCUGUGAAUUUGCUGCAGACAUUCGAUUAAUGUUCAUGAAUUGCUACAAAUAUAAUUCUCCAGAUAAUGAAGUUGUGACUAUGGCUAGAAUGCUUCAGGAUGUUUUUGAAAUGCAUUUUGCCAGAAUUCCUGAUGAACCUGUUGAGAGUAUUCCUGUGUGUACCAUCACAACAGGCACUACGAAAACCCUUAGUAAAGAAAGCAGUAGUGAAGAUUCCUCUGAAAAUAACUCUUCUGAUGAUUCUGAAGACGAACAAGUUAAGCGUCUUGCAAAGCUUCAAGAGCAGCUUAAAGCUGUUCAUCAACAACUACAGGCUUUAUCCCAAGUACCUUUCCGUAAGCUAAAGAAAAAAAAUGAAAAGUCUAAAAAAAGAAAAAAAAGAGAAAAUAUUAAUAAAAGCGAUGAAAAUCCAAAGAAAAAUUUUCAACUAAAGGAAAAGUCCAAGAGCAACCAACCAACGAAGAAGAAAUAUGAAUUCUUGACUCCUAAAUUUGAAGACGAAGAUAGUGCUAAGCCUAUGAGCUAUGAUGAGAAAAGGCAGUUGAGUUUAGAUAUAAACAAGCUCCCUGGAGACAAACUGGCCCGCAUAGUUCAUAUAAUACAAUCCCGAGAGCCCUCACUGCAAAGUUCCAACCCUGAAGAGGUGGAGAUAGACUUCGAAACACUAAAACCAUCAACACUAAGAGAGCUAGCAAAGUAUGUCUCAGCAUGUCUAAGGAAAAGACCAGUAAAACUCCAUGAUAAGAAAGUAACGAAGUCCAAAGAAGAAAUUCAUUCCCAGAAGAAACAAGAGUUGGAAAAGCGCUUACGGGAGGUCAACAAUCAAUUAAAUUAUGGAAAACGUCAGGUAAAAUCUAAAAAGUCUCCAUCAGUCACGGCAUUUGGAAUUGGAUCCCGCCUGAGCGAGAGCAGCAGCAGCAGCAGCAGCGCUAACAGCAGCAGCAGCAGCAGCAGCAGCAGCAGCAGCAGCAGCAGCAGCAGCAGCAGCAGCAGCAGCAGCAGCAGCAGCAGCAGUUCUACUGGAUCUGAAAGCAGCAGCAGUGAUUCCAGCUCUUCUGACAGCAGUGACUCAGAACCAGAAAUACCUCCUAAACUUACUGAAAUAAAGAGCAGUGAUUCACCUCCUAAUGAAGAUCCAAAGAUACAGUCUUCUGUGCAAGACAAGCCCUCUUCUAACACUUCCCCGGUUCACCAGACCGCACCGAAUCACCACAAGUUAGCAUUCAAUCAAGAGUUAGAAUGUGUACAGACUCUGGAAAACAGUGAACCUUUACAGAUACAGCCUCCUUCAGAUGAUUCCAAACAGCUUCCGAAUGGCCCAACUGCAGUGCAGCCGGCUGGCGACGGUGGCACGGUGCUGGGAGAGGGUGAACAUCAAGCUCCUGUGCAGAAGGAUAUAAAGAUUAAGAAUGCAGAUUCUUGGAAAAGUCUAGGCAAACCAGUGAAAACAUCAAACAUACUGAAAUCUUCAGAUGAGCUCUUCAACCAAUUUAGAAAAGCAGCAAUAGAGAAGGAAGUAAAAGCUCGAACACAAGAAUUAAUAAGGAAGCAUCUGGAGCAAAACGCAAAGGAACCAAAAGUGUCUCAGGAAUAUCAAAGGGACUUUGGAAACGGACUGACUCUAGAAUUUUUUUCAAACAAACCACAAAACAAGUGCCUUGGAGAAGAACAAAAAGAACCUCAGCAGUCCUCGGAAGCUCAAGAUAAAUGCAAGCUCUGGCUUCUCAAAGACCGUAAUUUAGCAAGGGAGAAAGAGCAAGAGAGGAGGAGGAGAGAAGCAAUGGCGGGUACCAUUGAUAUGACUCUUCAAAGUGACAUUAUGACAAUGUUUGAAAACAAUUUUGAUUGAAACUAAGCUUUUAAACUAACCAUCAACUGGAAAUGAGUGAUAUAAAAGAUUAAAAUGCAUAUGGUAAAAUGAUUGCUUUCAGACAUGAAGAUACCAAUUUCAUGUUGUAUUUUGACUGCUCUAAAAUGAUUAAACAAUUUCACUUACAUUUUUAAAUAGCUAUAUGUUUAUUUUUAAGGUCAGUAUAGGAAAUUUUAUGAUUUGGAUCCCUGAAAACUGAAUAGUUUCCAUAUGUUAUUCAUUCUACAAAUAAUUGUCAGCAAUGUAUUAGAUAUUGUUUUAAGCAAUGAAAAUCCAAUAGAGACUGCCUGAUUGUUUUAAAAAGAUGAUGACUAUAUAAAAAUAUAUAAAAAACAUGGUUCCUGUUGAGUUUUUAACUUUUAAAACAAAUAUUUGUCUGUCUUCAGAGAUGUUUGGAGCUUCUAACAAAUAAUACUUGGUUUCCUCGAGAGUCAGGUUAUUUAAGAUUCUCUGAUGGUUUCAUAUUUAAGUUUCAUAUUGAUAUUUAAUUUAAAGAAACAUUACCUAUGGUUGGAAAGAUGUUGAAUUUAGCCAGGUGUGGUGGUACACACUUACAAUCCCGUACUUGAGAGAUUAAGGAAGGAGGAUCAAGGCAAGUUUGAGAUCAGCCUACACUACGUAGUUAGUUCAAGGCUAGUCUGAACAGUAUAGUGAGACUCUGUCUCGAAAAAAAGAAAAAAGAAAAAAAAAAGGUGUCAAAUUUGAAGCGAAAUAAUAGGAAACAGUAAUUAUGUUUAAAAGUUUCUAUAAGAAUGUGUAUUUCUUCAUGUGUAUAUGUGAUACCCAUGUUUAAUUUUAUUUAACCCCUAGUAUUUAAUGUUCUGUAUAAUAUUUUUGUUUUGUCAUUUUUCAAGUUGCAAUUUUGUAUAAAUCAUGUAUAUUAACUUUGUGUAUUUUAAAACUUUGAACUCUUGACUGUAAAAUGACUCAGGCACUAUUCUGAUAAAAAUUCAAAGUGUGUAUUUUAGAGGAGUAAGUUUUUUGAACUUAUUUUUAUAAUUAAUGAUAAACUGUAGAAAUAUCUUUAGACUGUUAGUCAAUUAAAAUGCGAUUAACUGAUAAAAGUAGUGGUGUUACCUUCAUGCAGU
Messenger RNA from Octodon degus (degu), 4071 nucleotides. It is a transcript of the gene Brdt, whose product is annotated as bromodomain testis associated. The record is from RefSeq and is a predicted model, not a curated record. Lineage: Eukaryota; Metazoa; Chordata; Mammalia; Rodentia; Octodontidae. The transcript has 18 exons. The coding region runs from base 116 to 2962 and encodes 948 amino acids. Gene Ontology annotation, cellular component: nucleus; chromatin. Gene Ontology annotation, biological process: positive regulation of transcription elongation by RNA polymerase II; chromatin remodeling.